This is a messenger RNA of Momordica charantia (bitter melon), 2901 nucleotides long. The record is from RefSeq and is a predicted model, not a curated record. NCBI's taxonomy places the organism in Eukaryota, Viridiplantae, Streptophyta, Magnoliopsida, Cucurbitales, Cucurbitaceae.
AGAGAAAGAAAGAAAGAAGAAGCUCAGCUUCAGAUUCUUCUGUUUCACUAUCUUCGAUUUUCUCUUCUUCACCGAUCCUACGGCAGCUCUUUUUACCCCUCGCCUUCUCUUUGAUCGGUCUCUUGCUCGAUUUUUCUUUGGUUUGUUGCUUUUUGUCCUGGAACUUCUGUGGCUUCGUGCAAUAUCUUGGUUGGUGGGUUAUAGUUAUAGUUUUCUAGUGCUGUGGAGUUUGAUACAAAUUACUUGCGGCGGCGAGGACUCUUAUUUGGUGCUUCAUCGGGUCAUGGGUGCUACCAGUGAAGGAUUGUCUAUUGCCAUGUCUGAUCAUACCACAAAGUCAUACCAAGAAGGAAAUGGAAAGUCAAUGCGACCCUACCAUUCAGCUUGGUUGGCUCACUGGUCACGGCCAGGCUGCAAAUCUGCGAACGGGGCCAGUAAUAGUUUAUCGACCAGCGGUGAGUCUAGUGAAGAGAGUUCUCAAACUAAGAAACGCCCCUUGCUGGAUGGUCCAAUGCCAACAGCUACUGGCAGUAUAAAACAUGACAUUGGAUUUGGAGAAGUAGCAGGAGUAGGUGCAGAUAAUCCCAACAAUAAGAGUUUGACUAUGAUGAGAUCUAAGAAGAGAAGGAAAGAAAGGUUAGAUUCUGAGCUCUUUCCUAUGCUCAGUGUUUCUCAGCAUAGAGGGGGUAAACUGGCUCUGAAUAUUGAACAGGCUACGGCUAGUCAAGGUGGAGCUUUGAAAUUUAACACUGGUUCCAGCUCUGGGCACCAAACUUCGUCUCUCAAUGGGAACGGGAGUCGAUCGUCAUCGCUGCUUGCAGUAGUUCCUGAAAGAGGUAAUCCCAAGAAGGAACAGAUAAACUCCAGAGACAUUAGAGUGUAUCAAAACGAGCAUGAGAAUUCCAAUAAGUUUUGUAACAACAACGCUUUAACUGUUUCGACAUUUGUUGGAGAUGAGACUAUGGGAACAGCUUCCAACUUUAUACCAUAUGGAAUGAGUAACAGGAUUCCAUUCACCGCAUAUGAACAAAACAUCCACGACGAACCGAGUUCCUAUUUGUCAUCCAAAGAACAGGUUGGAAAUACUAAUUUCCACACUUAUUCUACUCUUUUUGUUCAAGAAACUAAAAUCAACCAACUUUUGGAUUCAACGGAAGCUACAAAUGCAAUGUCAAGGCAGCAGCACAUGACAACGUUUUUACUGCAUAAUCCCUCUUCAAGCAAUCGUGAUACUAGGAAAACCAGUUCUAGUAGCUUGCCGUUUCAAAGCCAGAGCAACCAUGCUGACACUACCAUACCAGAAUACUUAUAUCAUGGAGUUUACCCAAUGCAGAGACUUCCAUAUUCUGUCCACGACGUCGAAACUAUGAGAAUAUGUACCACUGUCGACUCCGUUGGACAGGCUCUGAGGGGACCUCCAAAGUUUUCUCAGACAACUCACCGUCUUAUGAUCACUAAAAAGACUGAUGUUGACUUGUAUGAAGGUCAGGAGUUUAGAGGGGCAGUGGCUUCUACCAAUCUCAAAGAAAAAACAUCAUGUGCACUUCUUAGUUUAUCCACUGAUUUUGGCAGACACGAUCAGAAGGAAAAUGAAUUGAUACAACCUUCUAGCACUGUUGACGGAGAAAAUGAAAAUUUCGGAAAUAUGAGAAGUGCAACUUCUCUGAGCAAUGAAUCAUCAUCUGAAACUGAUAUUAUGGACAUGGAUGCAUUCCAAGAGAAUCAUUUGAGGGGCAUGGAUACAUCCCAAGCAGAUGAGGAUUUGAGGAGCUCAAAAUCAUCAUUCCCCUCUGCGAGCGCAACUGCUUUUCCAAAGAAAAGAUUACUUGAUAUAAAUGAAAGGCCACCGAAUCGUUCUACUUCUGCGAGCUUGAUGGACAACAUGGAAUCAAGUACCUCAAAAACACAAAGUUUUGACGUAGGAUACCUCCUUUCAAAUGCCGAGCAGCCAAGAGUUUUGAACUCCACUGUCCCUCCAGAUGACUCGCCUAAACGGGAGAGAGACAGCGGGUGGCUUAACCGUCUUAGGCCAUGUGCUUCAGAGUCUGUUCAUGAUAUAAAGAGCACGAAGAAGGAAGAAGCCUCUUCCUGUGAUAAAGCCAAUCAGCUCUUUAACAAAACGAAAUGCAGUUCAACCAAAUCUGACCGCUCUAUGGCUCCACUCCAUGGACAAGAACAAGUGGCAGUUGGUCAGACAGCAACUAUAGUAAAGGAUAGCGACUUAAGCAGCAACCCAAGUGCAAAAAAUCGAGAAAUUAUGCUCUACAAUCCCUGGAUCCGGAGAUUGUGUCAUAAGAAUAGACCAGCGCCUUCUGAAAGGAAUCUUGAAACUACUGUGGUUCAAACACCACAGCAAAAACCACAGUAUACAAAACGAACAUUAGUUCAGCCAUUUCCUAGUGUAGCUGCUAUGGCAUUGAUGGGCAAGACAGUGGCUGGGCUUCCCCAAUGCGAGUUUAGUAGAAGAGGUUCUUCUUUAGUUUGGAAUACUCAGGGUAUUUGAAAGCCCCGAGUCAUUCAGGUUUCUGCCUGGCCGUCAUCAACUCUCCCAAGAAGUUUGAACUGCUAGAGAGACCAUGAAUGCUGCUUUUAUAGUUUUCUAAAUUUUCAUUGACCUUUAGUUGUCUGCUUCAGGCCUUGGGGCUAAAUUAAGCUGUUGGAUAAGCUCGUUACACUCGUUACCACUAGAGUGAGGGAGAGAAAGCUGCUGCUGCUGCUGCAGCCGCCUCGUUUCCCCCUGGGGCUAUAGGGAACGUGAAGCAUCCAUCCAUUUUAUAGCAAAGAAACGAGCAGCGAGCUUGUAUACAAUUUUAUAGUUUUAAUGAUUUGUAUUCUGCGUGGAACCAUUGAAAGUGCAGAUACUGCAUUUUCCCUUCUCAAUAUAUGGUACCACUUUUUGCA